Belonocnema kinseyi is the source of this 4149-nucleotide messenger RNA. It is a transcript of the gene mtRNApol, whose product is annotated as DNA-directed RNA polymerase, mitochondrial. Gene Ontology annotation, cellular component: mitochondrial DNA-directed RNA polymerase complex. Gene Ontology annotation, biological process: mitochondrial transcription. Gene Ontology annotation, molecular function: mitochondrial promoter sequence-specific DNA binding; DNA-directed RNA polymerase activity. The transcript is spliced from 19 exons. Bases 134 to 4048 code for a protein of 1304 amino acids. Lineage: Eukaryota; Metazoa; Arthropoda; Insecta; Hymenoptera; Cynipidae. The record is from RefSeq and is a predicted model, not a curated record.
CCAGAAAAGAAAAUGGCAGAGUCGGGACAUGUGGUCGUUUUCCGCUACAAUUUAUCAUGUAUCGCGAACUUAUAAUUAAUCACGUUUUUAUACCACAAUUGUUAUUUAAGAAAUUAGAGAUUUAUUAAUUAAAAUGUACAGAUUUUUCAAAGUGCGUAGUUUCUUAUUAGCAAAUGCAAAUGCUUCGACAAAACCGGCUUACAUGCAGACUUCUUCGUACUUGUGUUCUUUUUGCAAAUUUUAUCAUUCACAAAUUUCAAACUCUGCUUAUCAACAAGUGAAACAUCACUCAACUACAAUAAAUACAGCACCAAUAAGUCAACAGGUUGAAAAAAAAUCGAAACGUAGAGGCGUAAAAUAUGUUGAGCUUCUGGAAGUUACGGAUUCUGAGGCGAACGACAGAAAAACAGCUGUGAAAAAAGCAAAUUAUUCUAAUUUGUCCAUGUUCGUGCUUGAAAAAAGGGAGAAAAUUCUUAAAGAAAUUGAGUUGGCAAAGAAAAAGAAAAAGAAUGAUAGGGAAGAAAUUUCUUCAGAAGUUUCACGUAGAAAAGAAAAUCCUUUAGAAGUUUCAGCUAGAAAAGAAGAUCCUUUAAAAGCUUCACAUGAAAGUGCGAUGAGUAAAGAACUAAGAGCCAAAAAAUAUAAAAAAGAGAAACGGGAAAUAAUUUACAAAUUGAAUGCCUUGGCACAACAGGGCAAAUUAAAAAAUCUGUUACCCAAGAAAAAAAGACAUAUAAAUCCUUCAUCCGAAGCUUCGAAGUGUUUAGGUUCUGUGGAGAACUUGGAUUCGGAUUCUCUAGAACUGGCUAAGGAAUCUUCUGUAGUAGAAGAAGAAGAGGAAGACGAGGAACUUGAUUUUGAUCCAAGAGAACCCAAAACUUUCGUUUUCAGAAAAAAGAAGCGUGCUAAGCAGUCGAAUUCACAAUUUCAACACGACGAAACUUUGAAGCCACUGCUGGAAGCAUGGAAAAAAGAGCAGCAGUGUCAAUAUAUCCUUUCCUAUUUCGACGCUUAUUCAAAAUCUGGAAAGCUAAAUGAAGCUCUCGAAACAUUGUUUCUUUUCCGCGAGAGAGGUUACUUUUAUAUGAAAACCAUAAUGCGGAACAUUUUAUUGUACAAUUUUUUUCUCAAGGAAUGUGCAGCCAGAGCAGAUUUGAAAAAUGUGAAAACUUUGACCAAGUUUAUAAUCAAGGACUCUGUGAAAAUGGUGCCUGAAACUUUUGCAUACAUUUUCGAAUGCGCCGCUCGUACCGAAGAUCCUUCGAAGGAAAUAGAUUUUUUGUCGAAAAUGAGGAAUCAAAUGAAAAAAGAAGAAAUCAGUUUCAACGACAUUCUGACAAAGCCAACCUUUGUUGCUGAUCAGAAGGAAAAUGUUUUGAGAUCCGUACGGCUCCUUGAGCCGAAUUUCGAGCCGGUUUUCGAAAAACCUGAUUUAGGCUACAAUUGUCGAUUGCUGGAAAACAUAUUUGAGAAUCGAGUGCCCGAAAGUCCGGCGAAGGGACUUUUAAGUCAUUCCGAUUUGGAGGAGAGAAGGCGGAGGCAGUUUGAAAUUGAAGUUAAAGGUCAAGUUGAUAUUAAAAGCGUCGCGAUGAGAGAAGAGCCGAAUACGGAAAUUUUAAAUGCGAGGCAAAAGGUGAAGGAAUUGGAGGAAACGUGGAGAAAGGAUGCUUGUCAGGCUUUCGAGAGAAACUACGAGGCGUUGAAAAUUCGAGAAAGGGGACUUUUGACGACACAUUUGCAUCCUUUUCUCUCUGUUUUGGACAAGGAAGAAUAUGUUGAGGCGAUUAUGAGAGAAAUCAAGAGGCUCGGGGAAACUGCUGAGGCAUUUAGUCCUCCUGUAAAUUAUCUGUCGAAGGAACUGGGCCAGAAUAUUUUUCUAAAAUAUGAGGCUAGAGUUAAAAAAAACGAUGGUCUAAUUGACAAAACUUUGGAGUCUUAUGGCGAGUAUUGUAAAUGGUAUCUUGAGGGAGGAAAUGAAGAAAAUGGACGAAUCAAGUGGCAACUUUUGGAAGAUGAGAUGAGGCAAAAGGGAAAUACGCUAAAUUUAAAAAUCGUGGAAUGGCCCGCACAUGUUAUGAAAAAUGUCGGGAGGUUUUUAUAUGAUAUAAUCAUAAAGGAUUUAAAAAUGAACGUCAGCGUCACGAAAGGAAGGGAAAUCUUCGUUCCAGCUUUUUAUGUUGUCUUUCGUCAUAAAUUCAAGUUUCUGAAGGAAGAGAUAAAACCACAUCCAGGAUUGACUAAAUUGUACAGAGACUCUCAGCCUGAAUUUUUAAGAUUUGAUGCCAAUUUAGUUCCUUCUUUAAGUCCACCAAAGCCGUGGAGUUCUGCUCAACAUGGUGGAUAUUUAAUCACAAAAUCUAGUCUUAUCAGGGUUCCGACUGGAGCUGUUCAACAAACGAAGAGACUUAACGAAAUCCCUUCAAAGAACAUUUUCCCAGCCUUGGAUUGCUUAAACCAAUUAGGAACGAUUCCUUGGAGAGUGAAUAUCUCGAUUCUCGACGUGGCCCUUAAAGUUUUCCAAGACGGUGGUUCCACAAAAUUAAAUGUACCGCAGCCACCUUCGGUUUUACCUGCAGCGCCUUUGUUGACCGAAGAUUCAACAGAGGAGGAAAGAAUCAGCAUUUCUCAGACUAGAAUGGCAUUGAAGAGAAGGAAAAAUGAAAUGUAUUCCUUGUGGUGUGACGCUUUGUACAAAUUAUCACUCGCAAAUCACUACAAAGACGAAAUCUUCUGGCUGCCACACAAUAUGGAUUUCAGAGGUCGAGUUUAUCCAAUUCCACCACAUUUGAGUCAAAUGGGUUCGGAUUUUGCCCGCUCGAUGCUUAUUUUUGCUCAGAAAAAGCCCUUGGGGCCAAAGGGCCUCGAUUGGCUGAAAAUUCAUGUGAUUAACUUGACUGGCUUCAAGAAAAAAGAGCCGAUACCAAAACGAUUGGAAUAUGCGAACGAAAUUCUCGAUGAUAUAAUCGACAGUGCAGAAAAGCCUUUGACGGGAAAAAUGUGGUGGUCGACUUCUGACGAACCUUGGCAAACCUUGGCAGCUUGUAUGGAAAUUUCGAAGGCCAUAAAAUCUCCAAAUCCGGCGGAAUAUAUGACCGGAUUUCCGGUUCAUCAAGACGGAAGUUGUAAUGGGCUGCAACAUUACGCGGCACUUGGACGCGAUCAAAUCGGAGCCGAGAGUGUUAAUUUAUACCCGUUUGAUAAACCUCACGAUGUUUACAGCGAUGUUGUUGUUCUUGUAGAGAAGACUCGAAAAUCCGAUGCGGAAGAUGGAGUCGAAAUCGCCCAAGUUUUGGAAGGUUAUAUUCAAAGGAAGGUCAUUAAACAAACGAUCAUGACCACCGUCUACGGAGUGACGAAAUUCGGUGCCAAACUUCAAAUUGCAAAGCAGUUGAAAGACAUUGAAGGCUUUCCUGAUGACAAAAUCUGGCCAGCGAGUGGAUAUCUGGUUCAAAAAACUUUCGAAAGUUUGAGAUCGAUGUUCACGAGUGCGAAGGAAAUUCAGGAUUGGUUCACAGAGUGCGCGAAGGUCAUUUGUGGUGUCAGAGGAAAAAGUGUUGAGUGGGUGACACCUUUGGGUUUACCGAUCAUUCAACCUUACACGAAACCACAAUCUACCGGUGGUUAUUAUCAUCCAGCGAUGGAUACUUUCGAGCGGCCGCACGCUACGAAACAGAAAAACGCCUUCCCGCCGAAUUUCGUUCAUUCCUUGGAUUCAACUCACAUGAUGCUAACAAGUUUGCAGUGUGAGCAGGCUGGUAUCACAUUUAUGUCGGUUCACGAUUGUUUCUGGACGCAUCCCUGCACCGUCGGAACGAUGAAUAAUAUUUGUCGAAAGCAGUUCAUCGCUCUACAUUCGGAACCGAUUCUCGAAAAUCUGUCUAAAUACUUGCUGGAUCAUUACGCCUUUUCCAAGGAGGAACUGGACAAAACCGAAAAUGUGAAAUUCUUGGAAAUGCGUGAAAAUAUGAACAAAGUCUUGGCUCGUGUGCCGGCAAAGGGCACUUUUGACCUCGAAAAGGUCCAGCACUCAACUUAUUUUUUCAGUUAGUGUCUCGCUCUUUUCACUGAAGUACUGUAAAUAUAUAAAAAAAUAAUAAUUCGUACUAGUUUAAUAGAAAUGUAAGAUAAAAUAAUAAAUAAAAUACGAUA